AUGAACGCUCUCCAGCAGAAACUGCCCUUCGCAAAAGGGCCGGUCCGAGUGCGGGCCAUCAUAUCCUACGUGCUCGACUAUGUUAUUCUCAUCGCCCUCGUUAUCGCCUUUUUCAUUCUCGACCGCAUCGAGCCGUUCCACCAGAACUUCUCGCUGAGGAACAUCGCUAUCCAGUACCCCUUCGCCCAGCAUGAGCGCAUCCCCAUGUACACCGCCCUCGCCAUCACCGGCGGCGCGCCCCUGCUCGUCAUCGCCCUCUACACCAUCGUCAUCGACGGCCUCUUCUCACAUAGCAAGCGCACAGACCCGGCGACGGGCCGAGUAAAGCUGAUGGGCCGUUACCCCCUGAAGAAUCGACUGUGGGAACUGAAUUGCGGCGUCCUCGGCCUGUUGCUGUCCCAGGCCGCCGCCUUCGUGAUCACCACGGCGUUGAAGAAUGCUGUCGGGAAGCCCCGCCCAGAUUUCAUUGACCGGUGCCGCCCCAGAGCAGGAAGCGAGGAUGGCCCGGUUUUUGGUCUUUCACGCUCGAUUAUCUGCACGCAGACGAACCCCGCGAUUAUCAAAGAUGGAUUCCGAUCAUGGCCUUCUGCUGCUUUUGCGGGCCUAUUCUACCUUUCCCUAUACCUUGCAGGCAAGCUCCACGUUAUGGACAGCCGCGGAGAAGUCUGGAAAACCUUCGUUGUCACCACUCCAGCCUUGGGCGCCGCACUGGUCUCCGCGACGAGAGUGAUGGACUCUCGCCAUCACGGAAUCGACAUCGUCUCGGGGUCAGUAUUGGGCGUUGUGUGUGCAUGGCUGGCCUAUCGCCAAUAUUUCCCACCCAUCUCAGAAGCCUGGAGAAAAGGAAGAGCCUAUCCGAUGCGCACCUGGGGAGCAAUUCCAGAACCACCCGUGUACCGCGAGACUCGCCGCGUCGACAUGGAGGAUGACGAUGAGGCAAAACCUAUGGCGCACGACGAGGAAUAUCAAGGUGUUUCCAGCAAGGGUUAUUCUGCGCAGCACCAGCAAACCGAAGUCGCGGGCCCUGGCAGCAAUCCGUUCCAACCUCCGCGGGCUUACGAGCGGGGAGCGCAAGGCCAAGGCCAAGGGAACUACUCCUCGUCCAGCGGUGAGACUCCGGGUUACGAGAUGCAAUCAGGAUAUCGGGGAAGGCACCAAGCUAGCGAGUCACAGGAGCGGUUGGGUACGGGACGUCCAGCAGACACCUCGUAUCACCCUCCAUCGCAACAAAUGGCGGCUCGCUGA
Molecule: messenger RNA, 1245 nt
Organism: Ophidiomyces ophidiicola
Lineage: Eukaryota; Fungi; Ascomycota; Eurotiomycetes; Onygenales; Onygenaceae
Exons: 4
Coding region: 1-1245 (414 amino acids)
Biological process (GO): phospholipid metabolic process
Molecular function (GO): phosphatidate phosphatase activity
Source: RefSeq, a predicted model, not a curated record